AUGGCGGCUGAGACGCAGAAGCCAAUGCCCAUCGCGGUUGUCGGUCUCGGCUGCAGAUUCCCGGGCGACGUUACAAGCGGUGAGAAAUUCUGGAAUUUGCUGGUAUCCAAGAGGUCGGCUCGCACCGAGACACUACCGAAUCGUUUCAACGUUGAUGCAUUUUACCACCCGGACGCCGACCGGUAUGGAACAGCCAAUGUACGCGGCGGGCACUACCUCGCAGAAGAUGUAUCAUUGUUUGAUGCCCCGUUCUUUUCGAUAUCGCCAGCAGAGGCAAUGGCAAUGGACCCCAUGCAGCGAUUGUUGCUUGAAGUGACAUACGAGGCCCUAGAAAACUCGGGGACACCAUUGUCCAAGGCCUCUGGAACAAAUACAUCCUGCUAUAUUGGCUGCUUCACAAAAGACUAUGAAGAAAUGCAACGACGAGACAUAGAACUUGCGCCCAAGUACCAAUCAACCGGUGCCUCUCAAACCAUGCUGUCCAACAGGUUGAGCUAUUUCUUCAAUCUCAAAGGGCCAAGCAUGAGUCUAGACACAGCUUGCAGCAGCGGUCUAGUUGCCGUACAUCUUGCCUGUCAGAGUUUGCGUAAUGGCGAAAGCACAAUGGCAAUUGCAGGGGGCAGUAACCUAAUUCUUAGCCCUGAUAUCCAGAUUGAAAUGAGCGACAUGCAUUUCCUUGGCCCAGACUCAAUAUCUUACGCUUUCGAUGAGCGGGCAAAUGGCUAUGCGCGAGGAGAAGGUAUGGGUGUGGUCAUAUUGAAGCCACUCCACAAAGCGCUAGAGGACAAUGAUCCAAUCAGAGCUGUGAUUCGUGGAACAGCCGCGAGUUCGGACGGACGUACUGCGGGAAUCACUAUGCCCUCAAAACAAGCACAAACGGAACUAAUAAAGUCUGCAUAUCAAGCUGCACGGUGCAGCGUUGGUGAGACAGGGUUUUUUGAGGCACACGGUACAGGAACAGCUGCGGGCGAUCCAAUCGAGACGGCGACAAUUGGUGAGGUAUUUGCUUCAAGCCGUCCACUCACCACGAAUGGUCAAGCAAUACCACUUUCCAUUGGGUCUGUAAAAACCAACAUCGGUCAUUUGGAGGGCGCCAGCGGGAUUGCUGGGCUCAUCAAAGCUGUGCUGAGUGUCGAGAAAGGCAUCAUACCACCGAAUAUCUGGUAUGAGCGCGGCAAUCCUGCCAUUGACCUCAAGAAUUGGCGACUAGAAGUCCCUACUGAAUCACAAGACUGGCCGUUAGAAGGGGUGCGGCGGGCCAGUGUCAACUCUUUUGGCUAUGGAGGAACAAAUGCUCAUGUCAUACUGGACGAUGCCUUCUACUUCCUACGACAGCAACAAAUCGCAAAUCGCGGCCAUAGUCGAAUCGAUUCUGGAUUCGUCAGUCCUAUCAGUGAAACACGUGGAGAGGAUAGACAGCGAUCACGCAUCUUCCUUCUCUCCGCUCAUGAUGAGCGCGGCUUGAGCGAAAUGGGUAGCAGGUUGUCUGAGCAUCUCCAGGCACAAACGGUCUUUGCCGACAACGAGUUUCUGGAAAAUCUUGCGUACACACUCUCUGAGCGACGGUCUCUGUUCUCAUAUAGGGCAUUUUUCGUUGCAUCAGACCGGGAUGAGUUGCAUCGCAAGAUGCAGAGUCUUAACCAAAUUUCGCACAAUCGCAGCACGCCGCCUCGCGUAAGUUUUGUAUUUACGGGUCAAGGAGCUCAGUGGUGGGCAAUGGGACUUCGCGACCUGGGAUCGGAUUGGUCAUUGUUAGAAGAGCUUCUCAAGGACAAGGCUUCAUCGAGAGUCAAUGAAGCAACUUAUAGCCAGCCAUUGUGUACUGCGCUUCAAGUCGCACUCGUGGACCUAUUACAAUCAUGGAAUAUCACCCCAUGUAGUGUCGUCGGCCACUCCAGCGGAGAGAUUGCUGCCGCUUACGCGGCAGGCGCGUUAAAUGCCCAAUCAGCAAUGACUAUUGCUUUCUUCCGCGGCCUUCUUUCACCGAAGGUCAAAAUUCUCGGGCAUGAUGGUCGCAUGAUGGCAGUCGGACUUUCGGAAGAGGAAGCACUUGAUGAGAUACGUAAAUUGAAUGGGAAAUUUGGAAAAGCUGUGGUGGCUUGCGUUAAUAGUCCGCAAGGUGUCACUGUAUCUGGAGACACUGUCGCAGUGGAAAAGCUGCAGAAGGCUCUAAGCGCAAGGGGUAUCUUUGCGAAGAUCCUCCAAGUGGACACAGCAUAUCACUCACAUCACAUGCAAACUAUUGCUGAAGAAUACCUUAAUCAUCUACGAGAUGCAAAUGUGGCUGCUCUUGUGACGAAUCAUCACGUACAAAUGUACUCUUCUGUCACAGAAGAGGCCAUCGAUUCAAGCCAACUCGGCGCUCAAUAUUGGGUCUCGAAUCUUGUUAGCUGCGUGCGAUUCUCUGGAGCACUACAGAGGCUUUGUCAAUCAAAUUUGGGCACUGAAAUUCUGCUCGAAGUUGGACCUCACUCUUUGUUCAAGCUACCUGUUAAGGAAAUCCUAGAAGGGAUUUUUGGCGAGAAGUCUCCAAUACAAUAUCUCUCCACAUUGAUCCGCAAUCAACCCGCAGAUCACACGGCGCUCGAAGCUGCAGGCCACCUAUUCGCUAAUGGCUUUCCAGUCGACCUGCACGCCAUCAAUUUUCCCACCGAGCCGAAACACUCGCUCUCGGUACUCACGGAUCUGCCGCAAUACCCAUGGAAUCACACAAGAAGCUAUUGGAGCGAAUCACGUCUGAGCAGAGACUAUCGCUUCCGAAAAUUCCCAAGAACUGAUAUCCUAGGUGGACCGGUGCAUGAUUGGAACCCGUUAGAGCCUCGUUGGAGAAAUUUCAUGCGCCUACGAGAGCAACCUUGGCUACGCGACCACGUUGUACAAGGUGACGUUCUAUUCCCAGCUUGCGGUUACCUAUGUAUGGCGAUUGAGGCGUGUCGUCAAAUGUGUGUCAUUGCGCCUUCAACAUUUCUCCCCUCAGGAUCAGAUGCUGUACUUGAGUAUCGACUGCGCGAAGUCAAUAUCUCGAGAGCAUUAGUAGUGCCCGAGGCUGCCGAGGGUAUCGAGACUUCUUUUUCUAUGCGGUGUAAGCCAAGUAGUACAUCAGAUACAUGGCACGAGUUCCGCAUUUUCUCGUAUACAGCAGAGGGCGGCUGGGCGGAGAACUGUAGUGGACUUGUAUCUGUGUCGAGUCAGUCAGGAGUCAACGACUUGCUCUCUGCUGAUUGCCUUGCUGAAUGGAAUGAUGCACGACAAGAGAAGGCUGUGACCGUGGACCCACAGGCCUUCUACAAAGGUGUCGAUGCUCUUGGUCUUACCUAUGGCCCUAUGUUUCAAGGGCUCGAAAAUAUUACCGUUAAUCAAAGUACAACUGACCAAGCCACCGGCAUCAUUCGAGUAACAGAUACACGGAAUGCGAACCCGAAGCAAUUCGAGCACGACCGGCUGCUGCACCCGGCAACUCUCGAUAGUUUCCUGCAGCUGGCACUUGCUGCACUGGGAGGUCCUGAUUUGAAUAUGCUCAAGGGCGCCAUGGUUCCGACAUUUAUAGAAGAGAUCUCGGUAUCUGCAAAUAUAUCAGCGCAGAUAGGAGAUCGACUGAAUGUAAUGGUUCACGCCAGACGACAUGGAGUCCGGGAAGCGAGAGGCAACAUUUUCGCCUUGGAUCCUACCACUUCAACACCUGUCGUUCUACUUGACGGCUUCAAGUUCGUCGCCAUCAACAGUGGUAUCGAGGCCCGCCAGACGAAAUCUGUACCCAAACAUUGCUAUAUUCCAGUUUGGGAACCUGACGUCGAGCUCAUUGACCGCGAGAGUUUGAAUCGCGAGCUUCAGGCUGCCCUCAAGCCGGACGACCGCUCAAAGACUGUCCGAGAAUUGGAAUUACUGUCGUACCAUUUCAUCGAUCGAGCACUACAGGAAGUGACGCAAUCCGAGGUCGAUGGUAUGCUACCGCAUCAUCAGAAGUUUUACAGGAACUUGUGCAAGCUGCGAGACGCGGUAAUCUCUAAGACACAUCCACAGCAGACGGAUGAGUGGCGGGAUCUCCAGAGGCCCGACGUAGCAUCCAAGAUACACGGAAUGGUCGAACAUUACCGAGACCAUGAAUCAGCUUACGACGGAAAGCUGCUGGUUAAGGUUGGCGAGGCCUUGCCAUCUGUCUUCAGACAGGAAGUCGAACCUCUAGCUCUCAUGACGCACGAGAAUCUCCUCGAAGACUAUUACACCACGGCCGUCGGUAUGCCGAACACAUAUGCACAAAUCUCGCGCUACACGAACAUGCUCUCACACAAGUACCCAAAUCUCGAUUGGCUGGAAAUUGGAGCAGGAACCGGUGGUGCAACGGUACCCACACUCAAGGGACUGAGCGGAUGCGAGGGUAUCCACCAAUAUCCACGUCUCAAGUCGUAUACAUAUACGGAUAUCUCAUCGUAUUUCUUCCAGCGCGCUGCGGAGAAGUUUGAGGAUUUUGCGGAAUUCAUGAAGUUUAAGAAAUUGGAUGUGGAACAUGAUCCUGUAACACAGGACUUCACGCCUGCGUCUUAUGAUGUUAUUGUGGCAGCUAAUGUGUUGCAUGCUACUUCAGACAUGCACAAGACGAUGACACAUGCGCGAAAGUUGCUACGACCUGGCGGUAAACUUAUCUUGCUGGAGAUGACGAACCGCCUACUUGCUGCUUCUGUCAUCUUUGGUACACUCCCCGGUUGGUGGAAUGCCUCUGAAGAAUGGAGGACCGAAGGGCCACUCCUCACUGAAGGGCAGUGGGAGGGUGUAUUACGAGCUACUGGCUUCAGUGGUCUCCAGGCCAGCAGUCCUGAUAUUCUGGAUCCACUCGAAGAAGGAACACGAUUGAUGAUUGCGACGGCUGUGGAAUCAAAGCCUACGAUUAGCAAUGGACUCCCCACGCCAACAGAACGACAUCGUAUUGUCAUCAUCUGCGCUGAUUCGCCAAUCAGAAUGAAUAGAUUGGAUAUGCCGCUGGCGUUGAAGUGGAAGCUCGAGACAGUCGGCCUAAACGCACAACUUGUACCACUAAACAAGUUGAACAAGGACCUUGUGACUGACGCAGUGUGCAUAAGCUUCGUCGAACUUGACGAAGCUUUGUUCGUGCACCCCUCACCAAAGGAACUAAUUUUCCUCAAGGUCGUUGCCGAAGCGUCGGCUGGACUCAUCUGGGUAACGCGUGGUGCAGCCUCAGCUCGUGUUGAGCGCCCCGAGCUCGCAGUCUUUCAAGGACUUGCGCGAUCACUGCGAUCCGAGCACGAGAACUUCCCGUGCAUCACCAUUGACCUUGAUAUUAAGAGUCAGCUCCCUGCAGACGGAGUGGCGGAUCUGCUAUCUUUGGUGUACAACAAGCAAUUCGGGCCUGAGAAGGUGUCGCAGCUUGUUGAUAGUGAAUUCGUCGAGCAGGGCGGUGUACUUCGCAUCAAGCGUGCGAUUGAAGAUGACGAGUCGAAUGAGUUCCUACUCGGUCGCACAGAUCAUAUGGCCUUGCCUCCAAAGCUAGAGAGCAUGGUACAAGAGAAUCGGGCAUUCAGACUGAGAAUACCAGAAAGCACAAAGGGGCCUUUCAUCUUCGAAGAUGACUCAACCGAUUCUCUCCCCAUGGGAGCUGACGAAGUCGAGAUCUCAGUUCAAGCCGCAAGUCUGGGCCCGCGUGAUAUCCAAGUUCUAAACGGCGAAAUUCCUAGUCAGACUCUUGGUCAAGAAUGCGCAGGUAUUGUGACAAAAGUCGGAAGCAAUGUGAGCAGUCUUUCCAUCGGCAACCGCGUUGUAGCUUGGAGGGACGGGACUCUCGCUACGAAUAUCCGAACUUCAGGACCCGCUGUGCACAGGAUCCCCGAUACUAUGUCGUUUGAGCACGCGGCUACUCUACCGUUGGCGUAUACUACCGCACAUUACGCCCUGCACCAUGUCGCCCAUCUUGAUGCUGAGGAAACGGUUCUCAUUCACGAAGCUGGGAGCUCGGUGAGCCAGGCCGCAUUGCACCUUGCCACUAGUAUUGGGUCGAAGGUUUUCGUCACCGUUCAAUCCGACGAGGAGAAAGAAUGGGUCUCACGGCGUUUCAACGUUGACGCGAGCCACAUCUUCUCCAGCCAAGACCUCAAGUUUGUCGCCGCACUUCGACGAGCGACGCAGGGCCAUGGUGUGGAUGUAGUGCUCAAUACACUCUCGGGCGAAGGACUCCAAGCGACAUUCAGUUGUGUUGCACCAUUCGGUCGGUUCGUUGACAUUGCUUCCAAUGCGAAUGAAAAGCUGGAAAUGGCGCCGUUUGAGCGGAACGUGUCUUUUACCUCUGUCGAUAUGGGUUCCUUGUGUAUGCAGAAGCCUAGACUGGCUGGAAGGGUUUUCCAGGACGCCAUGUCGUUCGCUACUCAGAACUUGCUCCAAGAGUGUCCGCAAGUAGAAGCAAGACCAUGGUCGCAGCUGGCUGAAGCACUGGAGCUGGUACAAGAUACAAAGUCAAACACAAACAUCAUCAUGAAACCCAUGACUGAUGACAACGUCUUGAUCGCCCAAUCCCCACCAGCACCCCUCACCCUCGAUCCCUCAGCAUCAUACCUCCUCGCCGGUGGUCUCGGUGGGUUAGGCCGCAGCAUCGCCACCUGGCUCACCAAGCACGGUGCCAAAAACCUCAUCUUCAUUUCCCGGUCCGGGGCCUCCUCACCCUCGGCCUCGGCCUUCAUAUCCUCUCUCCACGCAACCGGCAUCCGCACCGCCGUCCUCCAAUGCAACAUCUCCUCGCCCUUUGACCUCUCCGCCGCCCUCUCCUCCACGUUCAAAUCCUUCCCCCCGAUCAAAGGCGUCAUCCAAGCCGCCAUGAUACUAAACGACGCCCUCUUCACCAACAUGACACACGAGCAGUGGCUCUCGACCAUCCAGCCCAAAGUCCACGGCAGCAAAUAUCUCCACGAAGUCACUCUUAGCCAACCCCUCGACUUCUUCCUCCUCCUAUCCAGUCUCCACAGCUUCAUCGGGAACCCAGGCCAAGCAAACUACGCGGCAGGCUGCGCCUACCAAUCCGCACUCGCGCGGUACAGAAACGGACUCGGUCUACCGGCCACAGCGAUCGAUCUAGGCAUUGUCGGCGACGUCGGAUACGUUGUGGAAAAGAAGAAGGAAAGCGGCGCGAAGAUCCAGGUCCAAGACUUCAAACAGAUUACAGAACCGCAGAUGCUGGCGCUCAUGGAAUACGGCAUUCGCAACCCCAAGCUAGGUCACUUGGUCACGGGCUUGGAUUCUGCACUCGCCCCCGCUGAUGUCCUGGCUCAUAUGCCGUUUUUCGCCCGUGAUCCUGUCUUGAGUCACCUCCCGUAUCUCCGACCACAGCUCGUGUCGUCGUCGACGUCGAGCCACGCUGCCUCGUCAAGUACAGACGGCACAGUAACACAUACAUCCCAACCCCUCGGCACGCUCCUCACCACGCUCUCCUCUGCCGCCGAAAAACAAGCCCUCGUGCUCCCCGCACUACUCACCAAGCUCUCGCGCAGCCUAAUGAUGCCAGUGGAAGACCUCGACGCAUCGCGCAGUCUGGCCGCGUAUGGCACGGAUUCGCUAGUUGCGGUGGAGAUUAAGAAUUGGAUUGCGAGGGAGACAGGUGUGGGUGUUAGUGUGUUUGAGAUUAUGCAGGCGGGGAGUAUAGAGGGGUUGGUUGGGGGGGUUGUGGCGAGGGUGGAGUGA
Molecule: messenger RNA, 7677 nt
Organism: Plenodomus lingam JN3
Lineage: Eukaryota; Fungi; Ascomycota; Dothideomycetes; Pleosporales; Leptosphaeriaceae
Source: RefSeq, a predicted model, not a curated record